AUGUAUUUAGAGUUUGAUGAUUAAAUGGACUAUUUUAAAAUUCCUGGUCCUCAAGCAUAUAAUAUUUUGAGUUAUUCAAAACACUCCACCCCAAGUUAUAAGUACUUAGGAUAUUUUAAAUCAAGAUUUGGAAAAGAAGAAAAAUUUUAUGUUUUAAAGAAUCUCAUAACUCCAUCUCCAGGUAAAUAUGUUUUUCCAUCUAAUUUCAAUUAAGAGAAUAAUAAGGGAAUGAGGUAUUUUAAUUUUUAAGAUGAGGUUUGGAAAAGAUAAGAAAAAUAAGUAAACUUUUUCAACUGUUCCUGGAGUUGGAUCAUAUAAUUUAUUUGUUGAUCUUAAAAAUAGAAAUGGUAUUAUUUUUGGGAGGAAACUACAAAAAAUACCUUAAAAAAUGCAGAAAAAUGGAAAAUCUAAUUCAGUUUUUGUUUAUUACCCUUUUACAAAUUAUUAUCAAAUGGGAAAAUGGAUUGAGUAAAUUAUGAAAAUUUUAAUCAUUUAUUAGAAAUGAUUAAGAUGAUGGAGAUAGUUUUAGAAAGCUAGAGCUAUAUUAAUAAUAAUUUCUUUCAAAAGAUUUAUUAGAAAAGAAAAGUGGAAUUUGGAUUGAAUUUAAAAAAAUGUAUUUAAAUCCAUAAAUUUUUUAGAGAUUAGUGUGAAGUUAUGUUUAAAGGUGAAUAUUAAAAAGGUAAUAGAAUUGGUAGAUGGAGAUACUAUUGGAAGAAAAAUGUCAAUUAGCCUUUCGAACUGAUGUAAAAUAAAAAUUUUGUAUAAAAAUCAAUAGUUUUGGCGGAUAGUAUGAUGGAGAAUAAAAUUCAAAAAAUGGAAAGUGGGUUGAAUUAAGCGAUGAUUUCAUUCAGUAUUUUCUUAUAAAUAUACUUGUUUAGUAAUAUAACUUUUUUUGGUGAAUAUAAGAAUGGGAAAAAAAUUGGUAGAUGGGACAUUUGUUAUCACGGAGAAAAGAUGUAUUCUAAGAUUAUUAUUUAUUUUAAUUAGUGGAGGUGGAUAAUAUGAUUAAGAGCGAAAUUAAAAAAAUGGAUAAUGGAUUGAACUAUGUGAUAAAUUUAAUGAGUAUUCUAUUUUUAUUUUUUAAUUUUAAGGCAAAAUUAAGUUACUUUUAGGGGAGAGUAUAAAAAUGAUCAAAAAAUUGGUAGAUGGGAUGUAUAUUAUUUUGGAGAAUAAAUGUAAUUUUUAAAAUCUUAUUAAUAUAUCUUCAAACUAGUGCUGGGGGAGAAUAUGAUUCAGAACAAAAUUUAAAAGAUGGAAAUUGGAUAGAAUUGUGGGAUGUAUUUAAUGAGUAUUUAGUAUUUUGUUAUUCUAUAGAGAAUGUUAAGUCACUUUUAGAGGUGAGUAUAAAAAAGAUAAAAAGAUUGGUAGAUGGGAUAUUUAUUAUUUUACAGAAUAAAUGUAAUUUUAAAUUUUACAAUAAAUCUUCAAACUAGUGCUGGUGGAGAAUAUGAUCAAGAAAAUAUUAAAAAUGGAAAAUGGAUUGAACUGAUUAACGUAUUGAAGAAGUAUUUAAUAAUGAUUAAUAUUAUUUAGUCAAUACUAAGUCACUUUUAUAGGUGAGUAUAAAAAUGGUAAAAAGAUUGGAUAAUGGGAUAUUUACCAUUUUAAAUAACAAAUGUAAUUUUUAUAUUUUAAUGAUUAUGUAAAACUAUUGAUGUAGUGGAGGAGGAUUCUAUGACGUAGAGCAAUCUUAUAAAAAAGGAAAAUGGAUUGAAUUAAGUGAUAGGUUUAAUGAGUAUUUAUUUUUUUUUUAAUUUUUAGUUAAUGCUAAAUAACUUUUAGUGGUUAAUAUAAAAAGGAUAAAAAGAUAGGUAUUUGGGAUACUUUUUAUUUUGGAGAAAAACUGUAAUUUCCAAAUUUUAUUAAUAAUUCUUCAAAAUAGUGGUGGUGGAUCAUAUGAUGAUGAACAAUCUUAUAAAAAAGGGAAGUGGAUUGAAUUAAGCGAUAGGUUUAAUGAGUAUUUGUUUUUAUUAUUUAGUUAAACCUAAAUCAUUAUGAAGGGUGAAUAUCAUUCUGGAUAAAAAAUGGAUAGAUGGGAUAUUUACUUGAGGGACCCUUAUGAUAAUGAAAAGUUUGAAUUAAUGUACUUUUAUUAAUUUAUUAAUGAACUCAUAUAAUUUAGAGGUGGGGGAUAAUAUGUUGAUGGAUCGCAGAAAAUUGGAAAUUGGAUUGAUUUGGGUGAUGGAUUUUGUUAGUAUUUUUAUUUAUGAAAUUCUAGUUCAAAUUAAGUAACUUAUCAUGGUUAAUAUAAAAAUGGAUAAAAAAUAUUAAGAUGGGAAAUUUAUUUCAGAAGUUUUACAAAUUAAAAAUUUCAAAAGAUGUUAAUUUAUAAUAUUAUUUAUAUUCUAUAUUGUAUAGUGGUGGUGGAGAAUAUAGUGAGGAAUUAAAAAAUUAAAAACAUGGAAAUUGGGUUGAGCUAAUUGAGCAAAUUGAUGGUUUUUAUAAGUAAUUUUUUUAGUUUAAAUAAUUAGUAUGAGUUAAGUAACCUUUAGUGGUGAAUAUAAAAUUGGUAAUAAAGUUGGUAUAUGGAAUUUUAAUUGGAGGGAGAGAGAGAAUAGCCGAUUUGAGCGAAUGUAACUAUAUAUAUUAUUAGAAAUAAGUGGUGGUGGAUAUUAUGACGAGGAAUUGUAAAAUUUGAAAAAAGGAAAAUGGAUUGAGUUGACUGAUAGGUUUUAUGAGUAUAUGUUUGUCAAUUAAUUUAAGUAUGAACAAAGUAACACAUGAAGGCGAAUAUAAAAAUGGAAAAAAAAUUGGUAGAUGGGACAUUUUUUAUUAAAAUAAAUCAAUGUAAGAUUCAUAUAUAAAUUUUAAAUUAAAAUUUUUGAAAAAUUCUAAAUAGAGGGGGAGGAUCAUAUUAUAAUAUAUAAGGUUUUAAUGGAGUAGUUGUUUCGAUUAAGAAUGGAAAGUGGGUUGAGUUGUUAGAUCAGUUUAAUUGGUAUUUAAUAUUUUAAUUAAACUAGUAAUAGGUAAGUCACUUUAAUUGGUGAAUAUUAAAAUGGGAAAAAAAUUGGUAGGUGGGAUAUUGUUUUUGGAUAAAAAUAAUUAAUGUAACAAUAAUGAUCAUUAAUUAGUGGUGGAGGAUCAUAUGAACAAAAUCAAGAUUUUAAUAUUUUUGCAAGAUCAAUUAAGACCGGAAUAUGGAUUGAAUUGAGUGAUGACUUUUAUAAGUACCUAAAUGGUUUAAAAACUAUUAGCAAUAGUUAAGUUACUUUUCAGGGUGAGUAUCAAAAAGGCAAAAAGGUUGGUAAAUGGGACAUAAAUUUGAAUUAAAAUGGAGUGAUAUAAUAGAUGUAAGAAUAGAAAGAUAUAUAUUUUAUUUUCUAUUGGAUGUUCAAAAAAAUAAAAAUAGUGGAGGAGGAUUAUAUGAUGACAAGCAAAAAGUUGAUGGUGUUGUAGGUUCCAUUAAAAUUGGAAGGUGGAGUGAGUUGUGUAAAAAUUUUGGAAGAGCUUGUGAUGAAUAAUCAAUAAUUUAUAUUGGAGAAUAUUAAAAUGGUAAAAAAGUUGGUAAAUGGAAGGAGAUGGAUUUUUACGAAAAUUAAUUUGUGUAAAUAUUAUCACUAAUAAUUUAGAAAAGAGAUUAAUUAUGAUUUUUGA
This is a messenger RNA of Paramecium sonneborni, 3594 nucleotides long. The record is from the annotation of a GenBank genome assembly. NCBI's taxonomy places the organism in Eukaryota, Ciliophora, Oligohymenophorea, Peniculida, Parameciidae.